Molecule: messenger RNA, 3519 nt
Organism: Cryptotermes secundus
Lineage: Eukaryota; Metazoa; Arthropoda; Insecta; Blattodea; Kalotermitidae
Exons: 11
Coding region: 186-2951 (921 amino acids)
Source: RefSeq, a predicted model, not a curated record
UACUAUCGCAAUAACAUGUCCUCUAAGAACGAUAUCAGUGUGCGUGUAGGUAAUUGACAGCGAUUGACAGUGUUAUUGCAUAGUUCGCGAGUAGUGUUGGUUAAGACGGUUAAACAGCGUAGGAAAGGGUGCAUAUAUAUACAUAUUGUGUAAAGAUUAAAUUGAAAUUCCUCAGAAUCUGAAGAAUGGCUGCAGAUAACAUGAUGGUAAAUGAACAGGAUAAACGAGUAAAGCACCUGAAACGAGAAUUAGAAGGAUGGCGUGAAGUUAUAUUGCCAUUGAAUUCAGUUCUUCUGUGGGAAAAAAGCUGGUAUCCAGGCAUGUUAGUUGGCAUCACAACAACAUUUUUUCUGUUGUUCUGGUACCUGGAUCCAUCAGUUCUUACAACUGUUUCUGUAAUUGGACUGAUAGCAACACUAGUAGAUUAUUUGGUACCAACCCUCACAGCCAGUGUCUGCCAUCCUGAAAAUUGGACUGGAAGUAAGGAACGAAAAUUAGAAGAGAUCUGUCGUGAACUGGCAAAUGUUCAGACUCAAGCAUCUGUCAAAUGGUCUGUGUUCUAUGAUAUGCGACAUUCAAGACCAAAAGUGUACUAUUUGACAAUGGUUUCAAGUCUGCUGUUUCUUGCUUGGCUGGGAAAUAUGGUUAAUAAUAUGCUGCUUACAUACUUUGCUGAUCUCCAGUUGGCAGCAGAGCUGGGGAAGACACUUCUGGAGAGAAACAAAGAGUUGGAGAACAGUCUGAAGCAGCACCAGAAUAUCAUUGAGGAUCAAACUCAGGAAAUUGAAUAUCUCACGAAGCAGACGACAGCGCUACGGGAAGUGAAUGACUCAAGGCUCCGAAUUUAUGAGCAGUUGGAAGUUAGCAUUCAGGAGCUGGAGAGAGCUAAUCAGCGACUGGCACUGGACAAUUCAGCAGAUAAGAAGCAUAUCAAGAGCCUCUGCUUGAGUAUAGACUCACUGGAAUCACGAUGUGAAGAGCUUCAGAGGACCCUGGAUGAGAUGACUCUGAAGCAAGAUAGUCAGCUGAGGCAUCAACAGAGGUCAAAGGGUUCCCAACCUCAUCCUCCUUCAGACAAUAGGGAUUCCAGUGACCCUAGUAUAAAAUUUGAAAAUUGGACAGAUCAGCAUGGUGAUGAAGGUGUAGACAUGAAGGAGAAUGCAGAAGAUGAGGAAGUGAUUAGGUUACUAGAAGAGCUUCAGGAAUUGAGGUCUCAGCGAGUUAAGGAACAGAGAAAAAUAUCAGACUUGGAAGAGCAGUUGGCUGGUCUCUUACAGGACAAUUUGGCUCUGGAGGAGCAGAUGACUCUGUUGCAACAGAAGGAAGAGGAUAUGAAAUCACUGCAAGAAGAAAUUUCUACUUUGGAAGAAGUUAGGCAAGGACACCUGUGUGGACGCUGCCUGAAGAAUGUGGACUCCAGAGGUCAUGAUGAACUGUCAAUGAUGCUAGACAAUGAAGAGGAAGAAGAAGAAGAAGACGCCAGUGUGGUAAAUUCUGUUGUGAGUCAAACUCAUCGCAGCAUGAUCAUGCUGCAGAUUCAGGAUUCCUCUGCAGAGGUGGAGCAGACACAUGACAAUCCAUAUCGUGUUCUAGUUGAGAAGUACGAAGCACUGCUUGAGAUGCAGCGCCAUCCAGCCUCAGUUAGGCAGCAUCAGGUUGUUCCUAGCACCAAUUGUCUGUCGUUGCAGGAAGAACUACAGUUGUCAGGAGACUUCUCCAGCUUCAAUGGAAAAGUAGAGGCAGAUGGAGAGAGUGAUAAUGAAUGCACUGAAUCAGCUGUUCCUGGUAAGAGUUGUAAGAAAGAGACUAACAUGGAGAAAAAGGCUGAAAAGGCAUUUUCUAUGACUCCAACAGACUUCUCAGAAGCAGAAACAUCAUCAUCUGGUUUUUCAGAUGAGACUAGCAACAAGGCAACACAAACAGAUGGGCACUUACCACCAGGUUCAUUUCUGUGUUCAAUUGCUGAUGGAGAUGAUUGCCGUUUCAGUAUAUAUGAUGAUGCCAGUCCUAUUGAAAGUCGUUUCCGAAAGACACCUGAGUAUCGCCAACUUUUCAGAGAGAUAUUUGCAGUUCUCAAGAGAGCAGCGGAAGCGAAAGAUGAGGGCGAACAACUUCCACUGUUAGAAGAUCUCACGCCUGUAGCAGAGGCCCCUAAAGUUCCACCAGCAACUCCUGCAAAGGAAGAGCUUCCAGAUGAUUUUUAUGAAUGUAACAGUGUCAACAAUAUGAAUUUAUCAAAUCCUGAGCUUCCAAACAAAUCCACAAAUGCUGAACACACUACAAGUAGUGUAACAAACAACGAAAUAGUGUCUUUCAAUCAGCAGUUGGAUUCUACAGCGACUCAUACAAUUGCUGAAUGCAAGGCACAAGUUUCAAAUGAGUCUUUAGCCAAAGAAAUUGACUUGCCCAGGCCUAAAGCAGUGCCCAAACAAGAUAUUCUGGAAUAUUUGUCUGUUGGUGUAGGUGUCAGAAAGAAAUCACAUGGAAGGAAGAAUUCUCCUAUGAAAACUUUGAAACCAACUGUCGCAGAAAGAGUGGAACAAAUAGAAUCCACUCCACCUACAAGCAGUUGUACUGGAAUGACAUAUGCCAACAGACUUUCCAAUAGUGGUAAGAGGAGGAGAGAGCUAAAGAAUCCUGAUAAAGGAAGGGGUGGAUACAGCCAGUUACCUAUAGGAGGGGAGUCACGAAUGCCAUAUGAGGCCUGGAAAAAGGGAGAGCUUCAGAAUUCAUCUUGUAGCCAACAGAAGCCCUCAUACUUCCAACAGUCAUCUUAUCAGAGGUUAGGACAUCAGCAGCAGAGCACAUGGGAUUUUCAGCCAUUCAUCAGCUCUGCAUCACAGGAAGUUGCCAAGCUGAAACGUCUAGAGAAGUCUUAUGCUGAAGUUCUUCGUCUUGGACCUCAGAAAUGCAGUAAUCGAUUGAUCCCUGCAAAUGGCCAUCGUAAGUGAAAAUACAGCUGAUAAAAAUGUCUGUAUUUUAUGACUAUAAUUAUCAGUAAUGUUUCAGAAGAAGUGACUUCAGAAAUGUUUGUCUUAUGGCCAUGAAAAGACACAUGCUGUAAGGAUUAUUUAAAUCAUAAACCAAGCGAAUGGAAUUUUGAUUUUGAUGUAGUGCCAAGUGUUCCUUCAUCCCUCAUGUUGAAACAACCAUGGUAUGUGGGUUCCUCAAAUCCUGCAUUCAGCCUUGUUCAUAUGGCACUGGUAUAUGGACUUUGGUGGAUGGUGUACUUCAGAUAUGUUUACUGGGAAUGUGAUGAACUGCCUCUUGUGCCAUGUGUAUAUUUUUUCAUGUAUUUUACCCAGGCUUUGUAAAAGAUAUUGUGUAAUGUAUGUGCAAUAGCUGUACUGUAAAUUAUGUGUAUAAAACAACAUUAAGCAUGUUAAAUAUUUAGCUUUAUGAAAGAGAGUUUUCAGCUGGUUUCAUUGGUACUUAAAACUGAGUGGUGAACCAAAAUGUUAUUUGAGAUCUGAGUAAUCAAAAGACAUAUAACUACAUUAUAAAAAGAAUACUACAGUA